Molecule: messenger RNA, 285 nt
Organism: Molossus molossus (Pallas's mastiff bat)
Lineage: Eukaryota; Metazoa; Chordata; Mammalia; Chiroptera; Molossidae
Gene: DEFB107B
Product: defensin beta 107B
Exons: 2
Coding region: 1-285 (94 amino acids)
Biological process (GO): innate immune response
Cellular component (GO): extracellular region
Source: RefSeq, a predicted model, not a curated record
AUGGCUUUAAUCAGCCUUCCUGCUGAGAGAGCGGGGCCCCAGCGCCGGCACCUCCGUCACCCCUCCCCACCGACGCCUGGCACCACGAGAGUCUUUCUCUUCAGUGUCGCUGUCCUCGUUCUCCUUGCUCCGAUGUUCUCAGCCAGGGGAGCAGUUAUAAGGCAAAUACAUUGUCAAAGGAUGUCCGGUCGCUGUGAAGUCGAAUGCCUGUCCUUCGAAACUAAGCUGGGGGGUUGUAGAAGCGAAAUGACACCGUUCUGCUGUAAAAAGAGGGAAAGAAAUUAA